AUGCAACAUUUGCGUGGACUAGGGGAGGGAGUUGGAGACGCCCACUUCGUGGAGGCGAGGACAAAGGGUAAAGAAAAGAAGGGCAUGAAACUCGAGGAUGCGCUGAAAGAAAUCUCGCUAGAUGGGGAUGGAGCAGAGAGCUUUACCUAUGGCGAUGCUAAUGAUGAUAUCUUGUCAACUGCUUCAUCAUAUAUACGCAAGGCCACUUACCAGGACCAACAGGAUGUGCCGGAUGCGAUUGCGGGUUUCCAGCCAGAUAUGGAUCCGCGAUUAAGAGAGGCCUUAGAGGCACUGGAGGAUGAUGCCUACGUUGACGAAGAGUGCGAUGAGGAUAUAUUUGAUAACCUUGUUGCUGGUGGGCAUGACGCAGAGGUGGACCCUGACGAGUGGAGAGAUACAUACAUUGAAGACCAUGACGAGGGCUGGGAGUCUGAUGCGACAGAAAAGGCACCAGUUCAACACGAUACCUCUACCGAUAGCCAACUUCCCACAGCAUCAGACGACAAGGGAAACUCUGUUACAUCGUCUCAGCCGCCCAAUGAUGACCAGAUACCUGAUGUGGAGGAACAUGAAGGAGACUGGCUCAAAGAUUUUGCAAAAUAUAAGAAAGACAUGAAAGCAAAUAAAGUCGCAGCCAAAGUUGACGAUAGCGCAUCAGAGCUCCGUACUACGGCAUCAACACUAUUUACUCUCGGGGGGACCCCGGUCAGGAAAAAGAAGCGCAAGGGUGCAAAAACAAACCCUUCUGCCUACUCAAUGACAUCCUCUUCGCUUGCUAGGACCGAAGGUCACAGACUUUUGGAUGACCGUUUCGAGAGAAUGGAAGCCCUAUAUGCUUUGGAUGAAGGGGAGGAAUAUGAAGGCUCCAGCAUGGCGGAUGAUAUGUCCGUUGCAAGUGGCGUAUCACGCUUUUCUAGAUUCUCCAAACUCUCGCAAGCCCCGAGCCUUGUUGCCAAUGAUAGAAAUACCACUCUUCGGUCUGAUUUUAACGACGUCAUGGAUGGGUUCUUAGAUAAAUGGGAUGAUCGACGGGUCCAUGCUAAGCGCAAGGGAGCCCAGGGCCGAAGAGGAAAGAAUGGGAAUGAAGUUAUUGGAAUGAGGAUGUUGGAUGAAGUCAGGCAAGGUCUCGGGCCUCCCAAGCUUUCCACAAAUGCCUUUGGGAAAGUCUGA
Messenger RNA from Trichophyton rubrum CBS 118892, 1170 nucleotides. RefSeq lists its product as uncharacterized. The record is from RefSeq and is a predicted model, not a curated record. Lineage: Eukaryota; Fungi; Ascomycota; Eurotiomycetes; Onygenales; Arthrodermataceae. The transcript has a single exon. Bases 1 to 1170 code for a protein of 389 amino acids. Gene Ontology annotation, biological process: ribosomal small subunit export from nucleus; ribosomal small subunit biogenesis. Gene Ontology annotation, cellular component: nucleus; cytosol; preribosome, small subunit precursor.